Molecule: messenger RNA, 575 nt
Organism: Pectinophora gossypiella (pink bollworm)
Lineage: Eukaryota; Metazoa; Arthropoda; Insecta; Lepidoptera; Gelechiidae
Exons: 3
Coding region: 150-575 (141 amino acids)
Source: RefSeq, a predicted model, not a curated record
UUCACACUUAAUAAAUUCUUUACUAAUUUGAAUAUUUUUAUCGAUUUUCCAUACAAAAAUAGUGGAGUUCGCUGACGAUAACGCAACGCAAGUUAUAAAAAAAUAUAUAAAACUAUUUAAUAUCUAUUAGACACCAAAAAGAAAUCAAGAUGAGAUUCAUCACAUGCAUGGCAACGGUUAUACUGACAAUCCACGCGGCCAACUGCUACAUCCUCCUGACAGCUAACCUGGAAGAUGUCCAGGCGAUCGCGAAGCAGCUGGCCCAGUCGCCGGUAGCCGACCAGCUCACUAAGAUCUGGAGGCGCGCCAGCAAUCAGUUCAAUGCUCACGUGCAGCGAGCUCGACCCCAAACGCAGUACUUCCAGAAGCGAGCUGAUGCUAAAUUGGACGAUGAUAACCAAAACCAGCCACAAAGCCAGGAUCGCCAGAGGGACGAAGUCGCUGACGAGAGCGACGGCGGCAACCGCGUGGUGGAGCGCCGCAGCCAAGCUGAUGAUGACGACCUGGUGGCGCUUGGCAAGAACGCCAGCCUCUACCUCAAAUCGAUCCGCAAGAUCUUCGAGAAGGUCCAGUAA